AUGGACAAGGCGAUAAUUCAUAUCCCCAGAGCUAUCUUUGGUGUGCUACUCGUCGAAGAGUCCAUUGAGGUUGCUCGUCUGCCUGCAGUCUUUUUCAGGUGCAUUCUAUACCGUCUCAGCGGGAGCUCAGCUGCUAUCAAAAGGGCUAAAAAAUCACUCCUCAUCGCCUCCUUGCCGAUUACCAACUAUAGCCUGUUGCGCGCUCUCACAGCCCAUCUCACUGGCACACUCAUCAUUCAAAACUCGUCGGUGAACAAAAGGGCGUGUUUAAUCUGA
Suillus clintonianus is the source of this 276-nucleotide messenger RNA. RefSeq lists its product as uncharacterized. Bases 1 to 276 code for a protein of 91 amino acids. The transcript has a single exon. Lineage: Eukaryota; Fungi; Basidiomycota; Agaricomycetes; Boletales; Suillaceae. Gene Ontology annotation, biological process: signal transduction. The record is from RefSeq and is a predicted model, not a curated record.